This is a messenger RNA of Porites lobata, 732 nucleotides long. The record is from the annotation of a GenBank genome assembly. NCBI's taxonomy places the organism in Eukaryota, Metazoa, Cnidaria, Anthozoa, Scleractinia, Poritidae.
AUGAACUUGCUUCAACACCUUGUAGAUGUAGAUAGCAUAGCUUUCCUUUCUCUUUCCCCUCCUCUUCUUCUUUCCGUCAGAUGGAGCCUUAGCCUUUCCAGCUCUCUUCUCGCCUUUCUUUCCUGCAACUUUGGGUGCCAUAUCUGUUGAUCAGAAUGGAUGAGAAUAGGCCGCAUUUGCUGAAUACUGUAUUUAUAACAAAACCAACAGGGGAUCAAUUAACAUACGGAUCGAAAUCUUUCAUUUUUCAUUGGUUGGUUCGCUCUAGGUAAUUUCAAAGGUCACCAUCUGCUUCCAUGCAUCAUAUUUUGUUUAGAAAUAUUAAAUAUCGUUAGAUCUGAUUGGUGCGUUUCGAUCCUAGCCAAAUCUUGCCACGCGUAUAAACUCUGACAUGUCUUGACUGCCAAGUACUUUAGAAACGAACAAAUUCUUGAUAUACAUCUCUCUGUCUUCACUAAUUUCGUUGAGAUGUCUGGUCGCGGCAAAGGAAAGGCUAAAGGCACCAAGUCCAAGAGCCGAUCAUCCCGAGCUGGGCUUCAGUUCCCUGUAGGUCGGAUCCACCGUCUUCUUCGCGAAGGCAACUAUGCCGAGCGUGUUGGCGCUGGAGCUCCGGUCUACUUGGCUGCAGUGCUCGAGUAUUUGAGCGCUGAGAUCCUCGAGUUGGCGCGCAACGCUGCUCGUGACAACAAGAAGACCAGAAUCAUUCCCCGUCACCUUCAGCUUUACUUAUAG